AUGCCAGAUAUACAACACCUGUUGAUAACUGCCAAUGGAAUCGAAGCGGGCAUGAGAGCCACUUGUCUUGAGGAGGUGACCAACGGCAAGGUGAAGCUGCAGCGUGCUACUAUGGCACACCGUCUGCUUGACCAGCUCGCUCAGCUGCUCGGUCAGUUGGAGUCUCAACGGGGUAAGGCUUUGGGGCCAGUUCAGGGAGUGGUCAUCGGUCUCGAAAAGGCCGACCCUCCACACAGCUGCAUUGCGAAGUACCUCGACGAAGAUUUACGCCAAGAUAACGAUUCGCUCUCUAAGGAGCUACCGCGAGAUAAGGGACAAAGGUUCGAGGAGAGUUAG
Molecule: messenger RNA, 336 nt
Organism: Podospora pseudocomata
Lineage: Eukaryota; Fungi; Ascomycota; Sordariomycetes; Sordariales; Podosporaceae
Exons: 1
Coding region: 1-336 (111 amino acids)
Source: RefSeq, a predicted model, not a curated record